AUGUCUGAGACGAUUGGGACUUGGCACAGAGCAUGUUGUAUUUCGAAACGAUUAGAUGGGAAGUUAGCCAUUGUCACUGGAUCGAACACUGGUAUCGGAUUAGUGACAGCUGGUGAGUUGGCUCGUCGUGGUGCUCGUGUCAUCAUGGCAUGUCGAAAUCUAAGAAAGGCUGAAGAUGCCAAAAAUAGUUUAUUGGAGAAAUGUGGUGCCAAUAAUCCACAGAGUGUGAACAUUGAUGUAGCGUGUAAACAAGUGAUCUCAUCGUUGAGUCCAAUUUACAGUGACCAACUCAUCAUUGAACAACUUGAUUUGGCUUCUCUACAAUCAAUCAGAGAAUUUGCCAGACGAAUCACAGUCAAUUAUUUAGAACUUCAUUUUCUUAUUAACAAUGCUGGUCUUGCAGUUAGUAAAUAUGAGAAAACUGUUGAUGGUUUUGAAAUGACAAUGGGUGUUAAUCAUUUUGGAACAUUCCUAGUAACGGAAUUGUUAUUACCUUUGAUAAAACGUUCAACUCCAUCUAAAAUCAUUAAUCUUUCAUCAAUGGCACAUUAUAAAGGUCAUUUAAUUAAACCAGAUUUGUAA
Molecule: messenger RNA, 582 nt
Organism: Schistosoma guineensis
Lineage: Eukaryota; Metazoa; Platyhelminthes; Trematoda; Strigeidida; Schistosomatidae
Source: the annotation of a GenBank genome assembly